Molecule: messenger RNA, 7682 nt
Organism: Oreochromis aureus
Lineage: Eukaryota; Metazoa; Chordata; Actinopteri; Cichliformes; Cichlidae
Exons: 3
Coding region: 1089-5753 (1554 amino acids)
Biological process (GO): DNA integration
Molecular function (GO): nucleic acid binding
Source: RefSeq, a predicted model, not a curated record
CCAAGUGGAGGAGUUCAAGUAUCUCGGGGUCUUGUUCGCGAGUGUGGCUGCCGUCAGCAGCAGUCAUGCAGUUAAAGAUAAUUUCAUGGUUUAAGUUGCAAUAAAUAAGUUAAAAAUACUUUAUUUUAAUAUAUCAGAUUUAAUGUAUACAUCGUUGGGUUUAAAAAUACACAUUUAAAUGGUUUACAGAAUGUUUCCAGGGUGGAACCAAUGUUCAGUCUGUUGUUUUGGGGUUGACAGUAUUUUCAGUUGCACGCCACACUUGAUAGAGGGCAGCAUGCUUUCUUCUGUCACUCGGUGGUAGAGCUAUGCAGACGCAUGCAACGAAGUUUUCCAGCUGUGAAAAGAAGUGACACUGCAAGAUGUGUUUUCAUUAACCCCUGCAAGUUAAUGCGGCCAAUGAGUUCUCACGGCAUCGUUGGUGGCACCUGUGUGCAAUAAAUGCCAGUAAAAAUCAAGAACGCCUUGUGUCCGUUUUUCAACUUGGAGGGAGUUACAGUGAGAACUCAGUCUGCUCGACAUGAGGCGAGGAGACGAGGAGCUGUGCCUUUCAUCCACUGAGCAAGAAGAAAUUCAUCGCACUCUAGCAUCAUACAGAUAAGACUGUGCAUACGCCAGUAACCUAAGCAGCAAGCAGUUGAAGUUUACGUGGAUGAUCCUUUAAGUGAUACAUUUAAAACAAGUUAAAUGUUAAGAAGUGGAUCAAUUUUGUCAACUGCUUUAAAGGAACACUGUAAGAACUGAAACUUUAAGUAAUCUGGUGCUCUGCAUAUUUUCUUUCUAAGUUCAUGGUUCUGUCCAAUUAAGAGUUUUUAUAGGUGAAGUCAUUUACCUAUUUGUGUUAUUUGGAUGCUAGAAGUGUUGUAGAAUUAAGUGCUGCGUUGUAUGUGUUGUUGGUAUUCGGAAAAAGUUCACCAUAUUUACGCGACUCAAGAUGGUAUUUAUUUAGAUAUUUUAUUAAGGUUUAAGGUGUUGUAAAUCUUGAAGGUAUUAUCCAUUGUUAAUGUUUUGGACAAGUUCACCUAAAGGCAAGGUUAAAGGUAUAGCUAUAAUUUAUUUUGUGCCAAGUAAUAAGUAAACAUUGCAAAAUGGAUCAAAUGAGUGAAUCUGAAACUAAGAAUAGUGACUUACUUGAGGGUAGUAGUGCCACAAAUGUACAGCAGUCACGUGAAGAGGAGCCACGAAGAAGUCAGAGAUCUCGAAAGCUUACUGAAAAGGCUCAGCAACUGCAUGAUGAUAAGUCAAGAAAACUUCAGCAUCGUUUCACUACAACUUAUGAUAAGUGGAAAGUAACCGCCAAGCAAGCUAAGAAAAUGAUAAAGGGAGCCCCCUCUGUUGAGGUUGUUAAGGAUUUGAUGUGUAAGUUAAGUUGUGCAUCAGCAAAUGUGAAAAACGCAUAUGAAGAUUUGCGCAAAUGUGCUUCCCCAGACAGUGAGAUCCGUCGUAGAGUAGACACCUGUGACGCGGUAUCUAAAAUAAUCUUGGACAAUGCAACCACUUAUCUUCAGAAUAAAGAUAACGAAGAUGUUCAGACAGAGGAUUUAGUCUGGCCUAAGUCUAGUUCAGUGUUUUCAUCUUCAGCUUCUCAAGGCAAAGGUAAGGGCUCUCAAAGAAGUUUAAGCUCUGCAAGCAGUUCCAGCAUAAAGUCACGAAAGUCAAGCCUUUUCUCCAUUAAGAGACAAGAGGCCGUAGCAGAGCUGGCUGCCACACAAGCUGCAUUAAAGGUCCUGCAGGAGAUAGAAUGUGAACAACAGGAACUUGAAAGCCUUGAAGAAGAGGAUAGAAAGAGGAUUGCAUUACAAGAGGAAGAGAAUGUGGCAAGAAAGAAAGCACUGGAAGAGAAGCGCAGACAAAUAGAGCGCUUACAGACUGUUAAGAAGCUAAGUGCGGCAAAAGCACGGUUCCAAGUUUAUGAACAAGAUGCAAGCUCAGAUGAGGAAAUAACAGAGUUACUUCAUAACCACGCAGCUCAGCAACAUAGAUCUCCAGGAGCUAUAAGGAGUCCACAUGAGCAUCCUGUGAUACACCAAGCAGAUAGUGUCACAGUCCUCGCUGAAGCAAUAGCAGAGUCUAUUAAUGUAAGCCGUCUCCCAGCACCUGAACCGUCUGUCUUCAUGGGAGACCCACUAAGAUACAAUGAUUGGAAGAUGUCAUUUCAAACCCUAAUAGGCAGGAAAAACAUUCCAGUAAAUGAAAGGGUCUAUUACCUUCGUAAAUAUGUUGGUGGACCUGCAAAAAGGGCCAUUGAAAGUUAUUUCCUAUUGGGAACGGAUGCAGCUUACAACUCAGCAUGGGAUAUCCUGGAAGAAAGAUUUGGAAGCUCAUUUGUGAUAGCUAAAGCUUUCAAGGAUAAGCUUGCAGCAUGGCCCAAAAUUGGACCCAAAGACAGUGUUGAGCUGAGGGAUUUUUCAGACUUUCUUAGAGGCUGCCAGGCUGCAAUGUCCCAGAUUAAGAGUCUGGAAGUAUUGAACGAUUGUGAUGAAAAUCAAAAACUUCUAACAAAACUGCCAGAUUGGCUGGUGACCAGUUGGAAUAGGAAGGUGAUUGAAAUAGAAGAAACGUGUAAUGUGUUUCCUACUUUCAGUCAGUUUGUGGAAUUCAUCACAAAGGAAGCAAAAAUAGCUUGCAAUCCAGUAACCUCUCUUCAUGCCCUGAAGUCCAAUGAUGUUGAAAAAAUAAAGACAACAAAGACUCGAAACAUUGGUGCAAAGGUGUUUGUGAGCAAAUUGGAAGAGAAUGUAGAACGCAAGAGAUGCACCUUUUGUGAAAAAUGCAAUCAUGGUAUUCAGACAUGCUGGAAAUUCAAGGAAAAACCAGUUGCCGAACGUGUUAAAUUUGUCCAGACAAAGAAGUUGUGCUUUGGAUGUUUACAACCAGGACAUCAUUCAAAGACCUGCAAAAGGAGGAGUGUUUGUGAAACAUGUAAGGAAAAACACCCAACAUGUUUACAUGAAGAUCGCGAAAGAGCAACCAGAAGAGAGAAAAGCAGUGAUGAGCAUGGGGAAAGUGUAAAAAACUCAAAAUAUGCUAUGUCAACGGAAAGAACAGAGAGCAAACACACCCCUGAACCAUCAAAUGAAGCUACAUCAAACAGAGUAGUGCAAGGUAUGGACAGCAUGUACUCCUCCACAGUUGUUCCAGUUUGGUUAUCUGCAUCGAGUAACCCAGAGAAUGAAAUUCUUGUAUAUGCACUACUUGACAACCAAAGCGACACCACAUUCAUUAUGCAAGAUAAAGCAGAAGCUCUGGACAUGAAAGGGGAAGCUGUGCAGUUAAAACUCUCCACACUUUCAUCCAGAAAUACAAUCAUCCCAAGUCAAAGGUUAGUUGGACUGCAGGUGAGAGGUUUCUAUUCAUCAAAGAAGAUUUCUCUCCCUGUAACCUAUUCAAGAGAGUUCAUCCCUGCCAAUCUAAGUCACAUUCCUACACCAAAAACGGCAAGAGCUUGGCUACACCUAGAGCAUCUUGCUGAGGAAAUUGCUCCAUUGAUUGAGUGUGAUGUAGGACUUCUCAUAGGAUACAACUGUCCACAGGCUUUGCUACCCCGAGAGGUUGUCCCAGGUAAAGACAAUGAGCCAUUUGCUCAAAGGACAGAUCUUGGAUGGAGCAUAGUUGGUUGUGUUAGCCCGUGUGUCGACUAUGGUGAUGCUAUAGGAAGCAGUCACAAGAUUGUCAUGAAGUCAGUGAAACCUCAUCUCCAGACAUCUAAGAAGCUCACAAAUGAAGUGAAAUACAUAUGUCGAACCCAAGUUAAGGAGUUCAUUUCACCACCAGAUGUGCUGAGGAUGCUUGAGUCUGACUUCAGUGAGAGAAGAGUGGAGGAUGCUAAAUUAUCCCAGGAAGAUUUGCGUUUCCUAACCAUAAUGGAAGAAGGAAUCAAAAUUAAAGCAGAUGGUCACUGUGAAAUGCCGCUUCCCUUCAAGAAAGAUCGACCAAAUCUCCCAGACAAUAAGGUAUGUGCAGUUCACAGGCUUCGAUGCUUGAAAGGAAGAUUUGAAAAAGACAAACAAUACCAAAAGGACUACACGACCUUUAUGAGUGAAAUCAUAACAAAUGGGGAUGCAGAAAGGGUCCCAAUAGGAGAAAUUAACAACAGUCCUGUGUGGUACAUUCCUCAUCACGGGGUGUAUCACCCACACAAGCCAGGAAAAAUACGGGUUGUGUUCGACUGCUCAGCAAGAUAUGAAGGCGUGUCAUUAAAUGAUUACCUUCUCACUGGACCAGAAUUAACGAACAGCCUGAUAGGUGUUCUCUGCCGCUUUCGCAAGGGACAAGUUGCUAUAAUGUGUGAUAUUGAGCGUAUGUUCCAUCAGUUUCACGUCAAAGCAGAGGACCAGGACUACUUGAGAUUUCUCUGGUGGGACGAUGGAAACUUCCAGGCUCAAUCAUCAGUCUAUCGCAUGCGAGUGCACCUAUUUGGAGCUGCCUCUUCCCCUGGUUGUGCAAACUUUGGCUUGAAACAUGUUGCUGCCCAAGGACAUGGUCAUUACAGUGAAACAACCAUUCAGUUCAUUGAACGAAACUUUUACGUGGAUGAUGGGCUCACAAGUGUCGCAACCAAGGAGGAAGCCAUCAAGUUAGUAAAGGAAGCAAGGCAACUCUGCAGUGCUGGCAAACUGCGAAUUCACAAAUUCAUUUCCAACAAUCAUGAAGUACUUGCAUCCAUUCCAGAGAGUGAACGUGCAGAUUCAGUACGAAAUCGUGACUUGGAUCUUGGUGAGUCCCAAAUUGAGAGAGCUCUGGGAAUCAAAUGGUGCAUUGUUUCAGACCAGUUCCAUUUUAGAGUGAUUGUGGAAGAACGCCCACUUUCUAGAAGAGGAGUCUUAUCAACUGUGGCAUCCAUCUAUGACCCUCUUGGCUUUGUGGCACCAUUUGUUCUGGUUGGAAAGCAAAUACUCCAACAGAUGUGUCAAGACAAGGUUGGAUGGGAUGAGCCACUGUCAGAAGAGCUCAAACCACGGUGGGAGUCUUGGCUGUUAGAUUUAAAGAACCUGGCUGACAUCAAAAUUCAGCGCUGUCAUCUUCCAGAAGGUUUUGAGAAAGUUGAAAGAUAUGAGCUGCAUCAUUUCUCAGAUGCGAGUGUUAAAAGGCACGGUGAAUGUUCUUACUUGAGAGCAAUCAGUGUCUCAAACCAAGUCCACUGCUCUCUAGUUAUUGGCAAAGCCAGGGUGACUCCUACAAAGGUCACCACAGUACCCAGGCUUGAGCUAUCAGCAGCAGUUAUUGCCGUGCGAAUGAGUGAGCUGCUUAAAAGGGAGUUGGAAGUUCAAGCCAAAGAAUUCUUCUGGACAGAUUCGAAGGUUGUUCUUGGAUACAUCAACAACGAUGCUAGAAGGUUUCACAUAUUUGUGGCAAAUCGCAUUCAGCGUAUCCAAGAAGGUUCUAAUCCAGACCAAUGGAGAUAUGUGACUUCUGAGAACAAUCCUGCUGACCAUGCAUCACGGGGUCUGACAGCAAAGGGACUAAUUACUUCCAACUGGUUCACCGGUCCAGAUUUUCUCUGGCAGGAUAAACUUCCUGCUGAUGACAUUAAGGCGGGAGAGUUGGGAGCUGAAGAUCCAGAACUUCGUAAGACUUUUGUCCAUAAGACACUGACCACAGAAGAUUCGUUGCUCAAUCAUUUCUCAAGGUUCUCAAACUGGAUAAGGCUAGUUAAAGCCAUUGCACGACUCAUGCGAUGUGUCAAAGAGCUCAAGGGUCUGAUGGGCAGAACAAACGAAGUCACCAGUCUUGAGGAGAGGAAAGAGGCAUAGCUUUUCAUCAUAGCUACUGUCCAAAGCGAACUGUUUUUCAAAGAAAUCAAAUAUCUGAAAUCGAAGGAGACAAUAACAAGAGAUCGUGCAAAUAGGCUGUACAAACUGAAUCCCUUCUUGGAUGAAAAGGGUGUGCUAAGAGUGGGAGGUCGGCUGAAGCAUGCAGAUUUACACCCACACAUCAAACAUCCAGCGAUCUUGCCGAGCAAAACCCACAUAUCAAGGUUACUGAUUGAACACUUCCAUCAAAAGGUUCAUCACCAGGGACGUGGGAUGACUAUGAAUGAGCUGCGAUCAAAUGGCAUUUGGCUAUUGGGAUGUAGUCACGCAGUGUCUUCCUACAUCUACAAGUGUGUCAAAUGUAGGAAAUUCAGAAGGAAUGCUGAAGUACAAAGAAUGGCAGAUUUACCGCGUGAAAGAGUUGGAACAUCGCCUCCCUUUUCCUAUUGUGGAAUGGACUGCUUUGGCCCGUUUUACGUUAAGGAAGGAAGAAAGGAACUUAAACGCUACGGUCUGCUAUUCACAUGUCUGUGCUCUCGUGCUGUGCAUAUAGAGCUUCUCGACGACAUGACCAGUGAUGCCUUUAUUAAUGCUCUUCGAACCUUUAUCGCCAUACGUGGAAGUGUCCGACAGCUUCGGUCAGAUCAGGGCACCAACUUUGUUGGAGCAAGACGAGAGUUCUUGGAGUCUGCAAAGAAAAUGGACCAAGAAAGCCUAAGACAACUAGGUUGUGAGUUUGUCAUGAACCCAGCAUCUGCCAGCCAUAUGGGUGGGGCCUGGGAAAGGCAGAUCAGGACGAUUAGAAGUGUUUUGACAUCCAUUCUGGAUCAUUCAUCUAAAAGACUUGACACUUCAUCCUUGCGUACCUUCCUUUAUGAAGUCAUGGCGAUCAUAAAUAGUAGGCCCUUAACAACUCACCUGUUGAAUGAUCCCACUGGUCCACAGCCUCUUACGCCAAAUCACAUCCUGACCAUGAAGUCUUCAGUGGUUUUACCACCACCUGGUGAGUUUGUGAAGGAAGACCUUUAUCUUCGAAAAAGAUGGCGCAAGGUGCAAUACCUGGCCAAUGAAUUUUGGACCAGAUGGAAAAGGGAAUAUUUGCUGAAUCUUCAGCAGAGAGGAAAAAGGUGCAAAACACAGAGAAAUGCCAAGAUCAAUGACAUUGUGAUGCUGAUGGAUAAUAGUCUACCCAGAAAUGAGUGGAAGUUGGCCAAGGUAACCAAGGUGUACCCUAGUGAGGAUGGAAUCAUUAGGAAACUCGAGCUGCUAAUCAGUGAUGCGACAUUGGAUGACCAAGGAAAAAGAGUUAAUAAGCCAGUGUGUCUUGAGAGACUCAUCCACAAAACAGUUACCCUACUUGAAGCUGAAUAGUUCAGAACUCCUGUCUUUGUAACUUGUGUUUGGCCCAAGAGACUAUUUACACUUAUUUUUUCCUUUGCAAUGAGGUUCAGUUGAAAAUCAGCAGUGAUUUGGUGGGAGUGUGGCUGCCGUCAGCAGCAGUCAUGCAGUUAAAGAUAAUUUCAUGGUUUAAGUUGCAAUAAAUAAGUUAAAAAUACUUUAUUUUAAUAUAUCAGAUUUAAUGUAUACAUCGUUGGGUUUAAAAAUACACAUUUAAAUGGUUUACAGAAUGUUUCCAGGGUGGAACCAAUGUUCAGUCUGUUGUUUUGGGGUUGACAGUAUUUUCAGUUGCACGCCACACUUGAUAGAGGGCAGCAUGCUUUCUUCUGUCACUCGGUGGUAGAGCUAUGCAGACGCAUGCAACGAAGUUUUCCAGCUGUGAAAAGAAGUGACACUGCAAGAUGUGUUUUCAUUAACCCCUGCAAGUUAAUGCGGCCAAUGAGUUCUCACGGCAUCGUUGGUGGCACCUGUGUGCAAUAAAUGCCAGUAAAAAUCAAGAACGCCUUGUGUCCGUUUUUCAACUUGGAGGGA